Molecule: messenger RNA, 2283 nt
Organism: Trametes versicolor FP-101664 SS1
Lineage: Eukaryota; Fungi; Basidiomycota; Agaricomycetes; Polyporales; Polyporaceae
Exons: 10
Coding region: 1-2160 (719 amino acids)
Molecular function (GO): protein binding
Source: RefSeq, a predicted model, not a curated record
AUGCCUCCUCGAAAGAAGCAGCGGACAGACAGCGGUGCGCUUCCCGUAGCAGCGGUGCCCCGCCGCACAACGAGGGCAUCAGCCAAAGCCGCUCAAGCAGGCAUCGUCGCUGGGGCUCCGUGUGCGGUCACAAACACGAAAGAGAAGACCAAGGCAGCCGCGCCGAUCCGAGGCAAACGUGUCGUUCAGAAAGGCCGUCUGCAAACUCUCCCCGACCUCGCCGUAGAGGUCCAAUUAGAGAUAUACAACUAUCUCGACUUAGAAGACCUGUUUAAUCUGGCACGGACUUGCAAGAAGUUUCGCACCUUCUUUCUGGACAAGACAUCCGAGAAGAAGCUAUGGGUACCUGCGCGUGCGAACACGCCUGAUGUCCCUGAGCGACCGUCGUCUAUGAGCGAGUACUCGUUCGCGCAUCCGCUGUACUCGCCACACUGUCACAACUGCGGCAGGUCUAAUGUUCGCAGAAUCUUGGAUAACUGCCUCAUCCGCCUAUGUGCGACUUGUUUACGAGAACAAGCGAUAUGGUACCAGGAUGCAUAUGUGCAAGUAAGGUCCAGAAAUGAGACGCUAGCCCGGACGCUGUUUAGCCUCCAGACGAUUCGCUACUAUUUUCCCGUACAAAGCUACUCAUGGUCAGGCCGAUCCGAGCCAAAGUUCAACCACGUAUUGAAAUCACAUCUGGACCGCAUUCUCAAGCAGAUCAAGGCACUCCCGACCCCUAUAACCAAUGAGGCCUUGAGCACAUUUCUUGAUAAAGCAAAGGAGUAUUAUUACGAAUCUCGCCUCCCAUACGCUGAGGCCGUGUCGCUCUGGAUGGACAAACAAGAUGAGAAGAGGCGAACUCUUCUGGAGGACGCAAGGAAGCAGCGUUUCGAAGCCAUCCUCGACAGACUACGUGAUGCUGGCUGGGGAAAGGAGCUCGAUUUCAUGGGCGCAGAGGGUAUCGAGACCAUGUCAGAUAUGCCCGUCGUCCGGCAGUCGACCAAGCUUACCAACGGGGCGUGGCUGAAGGUGCAAACAGUACUCGAUCGCUUCCUGAGUGACACACGGGCGAAACGUCUCGACGAGGAGCUUCGAACGGCGCUUCGUGCACGCUUUGAUAUGCUCGAAGAAGUCAUCACGGCACACUACGUGACCCUCCCGCGCACUGCACGCAUGGAGUUCCGCCCGCAAUACAUCGACUUCGCGCUCACGCCCGAGUGCCGCGCGAUCGCAGACGUGCCCACAUCCGAGACGGUCACCGCGGACCAGUUCGCCGCCGUCGUCCCCGCACUCGCCAAACAGUGGCACGCAGACCGGAGGGCGGAGUUCACGGCAUACCUGCUCCCGCAUCUGGGAGACAUCGCACCCGACGUGGACCCGCUCACGCUCGCGAUCUCGGUCUUUCGGGAUAACCGGUCGUGUUACGGGCCGUUCGGGCUCAUGCGGUACCCCGCCGUCCUCGCGCACAACUGCGGCUGCGACAACUGCUUCCGCACCGACCACAGCCGCACGACGGAGGAGUACUUCGCGGACGACCUGUACACGCGCACGACAAAGUCCCUGGGUUGGACGGAGGCGGAGUUCAGCACGCUCCAGUACGUAGACGAGUACGCCGACACGCACGUCCCGUUCAACCUCGGGUCGCUGGCGGGCCCGGAGGAGGCCCGUGAGGUGAUCGACAUCGUGCGGCGGGUCGUCGCGGCGCUCGGGCUGGACCCGGCGCGCGCGACGGCUGACGAGCUCGAGCGGUGCGGGGUGUGGCUGCGGUGUACCUCGUGCGAGACGCGCUCGCCGAAGGAUGAGAUCGAGGCGAUGUCGUGGAGCGCCGCGUAUCGCCACGAACGUUUCCACAUGCAGUGGGAUGGGGCCAGGAGACGGGCCCCUGUGUGGCGCCAUGCAGAUGACGAGGAUAUGGCAAAGCUGCGCGCGCUCCAUGCGACGCAGGCCGAGCAGGCAUAUGCGGACUAUUUUCUGUGGUCGUGCUCGCUCUGCCCCAGGUUUGACGCGCGUCCGGCAGCUAUGACGGCACACCUCGAGGAAGCGCAUGCUAUCUUAGAUCCCGCCCAGGCAAGACGGGAUGGGGUUGUCUACUUGUAUCCAUCUUUGGAGAGGUCAGAAGUGUUUGCGGACGAGAUCAGCCUUCGCGCACGCAUCGACCGGCGCGCCCUGGGUAGCUGAUCUAUUUCUGAAUCCGGCAUUUCGUUACCGUUGAUCCUACAUACGUCUCCUGCAGUACAUACCCUCUAGUGUAGCAGUAUCUUUGUAUUUUGUGCACGAGUAAAGAAUGAAAGUACCUUCUCG